Neltuma alba is the source of this 516-nucleotide messenger RNA. RefSeq lists its product as uncharacterized. Bases 1 to 516 code for a protein of 171 amino acids. The transcript is spliced from 2 exons. NCBI's taxonomy places the organism in Eukaryota, Viridiplantae, Streptophyta, Magnoliopsida, Fabales, Fabaceae. The record is from RefSeq and is a predicted model, not a curated record.
AUGACGAGCCAAUAUAUAGCACGUCACAGAGACGAUGCUGAGGUCUACCAUGGCGAAGCAAUCUGCAAGAAGAAAUCGCGCGAUCUGCUCGGCGAAUUCUGCCUCCCGGCUGGCUUGCUUCCGUUGGAGGACAUCGUAGAGGUGGGGCACAACCGCGUCACGGGGUUCGUGUGGUUGAAGCAGAAGCGGAAGAAGGAGCACCGGUUCCAGCGCAUCGGACGAGUCGUGUCGUACGAACCGGAGGUGACGGCGUUCUUGGAGGAGCACCGAAUGCGGCGGGUGACCGGAGUGAAGACCAAGGAAUUUUUCAUCUGGGUCACGAUCGCUGAUAUCUCAAUCGACGACGACAAUUCCGGUAAGAUCACGUUCGCUAAUCCCUCUGGCUUAUCAAAGACGUUUUCCAUUUCCGCUUUCGAUGAAACCAUCUAUGAAGAAUUCACUGUUCCUGAAGAUGAUGGUGGCUUCCCAACAUCUCCUACCUUGGCUAUUGUUUCUGAAAUAUCAUUGGAGCUUUAA